Messenger RNA from Amyelois transitella, 1359 nucleotides. RefSeq names its product large ribosomal subunit protein mL37 (gene mRpL37). The transcript has 6 exons. Lineage: Eukaryota; Metazoa; Arthropoda; Insecta; Lepidoptera; Pyralidae. The record is from RefSeq and is a predicted model, not a curated record. Bases 83 to 1315 code for a protein of 410 amino acids. Gene Ontology annotation, cellular component: mitochondrion.
GUGACAUUAACUAUCACUUGUGUUGUGAUAUUACGCAAAAAUUUUAGGUUAUAUUGUAUAAACACCAAAAUAAAUUAAAACCAUGAAAUUAUCUCAAAUUCUUUACCGGCAACAUAUAGGUUUUAUGUUUAAAAAGCAUUGGAUAAUUCAAGGUAAAAGAGUACCAUUUGAUACUGGAGUUGAGAACGCAUUAAAAGCAAGAGGCAUUCCUGUUGAAGAUGCUCUUGAAUUUGUGAAAGAAAAGCCUGAAAAUAGAGAAAGAGUUAACAUUGUGGGCCCUUUUGAACAACCUGCUCCAUUGGAUGAAAAUCAUCCAGAUUACAAAGAUAGGCCUUGCUACACACUCAAGCACAAUAAUCUCCUCCUUGAAGGCCUUUCUCAAGCACAAGUCCUCACCAAGACUAUUGUUGCUGAGAACAGACUUCCGCAACGAAUCGAGGAACUGGCUGAAGUGUCUGCACCCAAAGCUGUCCAUGAGAAUGUCAAAAAAGCCAUACUAUCGGCCAAUGUGUUUGACUGUGAACAGAAAAAGCUACCUAAAAUAAGAGACCCAGAAAGGCCAGCAUAUACCUUUCCAAGGAUAUUGGGAAUAACUGAUAAAAGACGCAACCAAAUUUUGACCAAUAGGUUGGUACAAAUUGUAGAGAGGUGCAGUGACACAGACUCCACACUGUCUAGAUUUGUGCUGAAUGACAUUGAGAGCCACACUGUGUUCGAUAAAGAAGAUGAUUUGAUUCAAUUCCAAGAUAAGUCCAACAUUUUGGUAACCAGCAACAAACCAAUCAGUCAUGACAUAGAAAGUGACAUACCAUUUGUAGAGAUUCCUGAUUUACAUCCCAUCAAAUACACCAUCACACUGCCAGAGGAACAUUUUUAUGAAGAAGUCAGUAAAUAUCCAAUCCAGCCCACUGUAAACAUUAAACACCCACACACCACAUGGCUCCAUUUCAACAGUACCAAGGUGGGAAAUCUCUAUGAAACGCCAGCCACUGCUGCACAAAUCCAUGGCAGAUCUCUCACGCACGCGUUUACUGUUGCCUCAGCUUACGCCAAGCAGAUUUAUGGGGAAGAUGUUAAAGAUCUGCCCAAGCCCGUUUACAUAAAUUGUAUACAGACUGAUGGUCAACAAUACCACUUUGGUGUAUUAGAGUUGAAAACGCUGAAUGUUAAUGGAACUGAAGGUACCAAGAACAUAUGGUAUUGCAAAAACGACAUGAAAAUGUAUGACUCAAGUAGAUACUUCAGUGGUAUGCCUGUUUUAGAAAACUAUAACCCAAAAGUGUAUGAAUAUAUCAAUGCAUUUUACAAUUUUUAAGGUUCAUUAUGUAUAGAUUAGUUAAUAUAUAUUGUAUUUUGUAA